Molecule: messenger RNA, 1839 nt
Organism: Aedes aegypti (yellow fever mosquito)
Lineage: Eukaryota; Metazoa; Arthropoda; Insecta; Diptera; Culicidae
Gene: fy
Product: protein fuzzy homolog
Exons: 3
Coding region: 376-1560 (394 amino acids)
Biological process (GO): vesicle-mediated transport; non-motile cilium assembly
Source: RefSeq, a predicted model, not a curated record
GUAUUUCUAUGGUUUGCCAAACUGAAGUCGUUGAACAUCGAAUUCACUUCAUAUUCCAACUGGAACAUUUAUUUAAGUUUUGCUUCAGAAGUGUCCGACUUCGAGUUCAUUUCACGACGGUCAGUUUCUUACCCACAGUACAACUGGUCGAAACGGAGCAAAACUUUCAGACAAACACCAUCAUGCACCAUGUAAGCUUUCGUACAGCAAGUAGAAGCAAAUAAAAAUCAAAACAAAACCUGAUAAUUGGACGGCGUCGUCAACAAGUUGCCGAAUUGGGAAGAUUUGUUUGAAAUGAUUAAAAGUACAGAAUUAUGUUAUAAUUCGAAAGGUUUUUCAAUUUGAAAGAGUGACAUUACCUUGAGAAAUACCACAAUGUCCAUCCAUUUAAUGUGCCUCACAUCCGAUGGUGGGGUCCCGAUCUAUUCUAAAAAGAAAGGCGAUUGCGAGAAUCUUCCCUUCUCGACGAUCGCAUCCCUGAACGGGGUGCAUAUGUUCUGCAAGUCCCAAAGCGUGGACCUGUCGAUCACACAUCUCGAGGAGGGAAUGAUCAUAUGGAAGGAGUACGAUGGAACCCUCAUGAUGAUCGGCAUAGCCAAGGGAAUCACCGAGAAAGUUCUGCGCAAUCUGAUGAACUUUUCGUACUACUCGAUGGUGUUCUGCGUGGGGAUCGCCGCCAUCAAGAAGAUCAAAAAUAUCGAUCGCUUCAAACGGGAGUUGAAGAAUUGCUACACUCUGAUCGAUCAGCUGCUGGAGGUGGUUGAGAGUGAUUUCUUCCGAUACAACGAAGCUGUGCUGUGUCCGGAGAGUAUGGCAAUGUUGGUCAAGUUGAACGAGUUCAGCAUCCAGAUCGGAUCUCCAUUCUGUUCGAUUUUGGUCCGACAAAAGGUCGCAUGUGGGACCGAGGGAUGGUGGGACUUGGAUAUUGUAGAUCGGAAGCUAUUGAUGGUUUUGUUGAACGCUUCCAGUACUAUUCAACAGGACGUUCCGGUGUUUCUUCCGAAGAAGAGUCCAGGCAUAGCGUAUCGGUUUAUUAGCAUUCCGAUCACGCAAGGUGUUAGCAUUUGUGCGCUUUGCGGAGCGGAGCCUCCGUACGAUAAGCUGCAAACCAUGAGCCAGCAAUUUUGGAUGAACGAAAUCGAUCUGCUCAUUACGGCGGAACAGAACUAUCCGAAGAAUUAUCCGGCGACCGUCGAGCUGGACUCGAGCAUUUUAGGGUUUUUGCUGGUGAGCAAAGAGCAGUCGAAGUACGUAAUUUCGAGGAAUGUACAUCUAACAACCACUGGCAAAAGAACGCUGUCGGGGAACCAUCGGUUGGAUAUUCUGCGGACGUUCUUCCACCAAUCCGUGGAAGCGAUGGAGGAUAUGUUCCGAGAUGGCGACAAGGUGAUGAAUCUGGAACAGUACUGGUGUUCGGACUAUCACAAGUGCCACGCUCUGGUGGAAGGGCAAAACAUCCUUUGCGUGUUGUACACUUCGGCGAUUCCUACUCAUAUCAUGAGGUUGAUAACACAAAAAACACUGAACACGCUAAUAUCGGAUAAGGAUGUAUGCUGGUAGCCGUGUAUACUGUAAACUGAUACGACACUCAACAUCUACUGUUUGAGCUUCGUUGCUUAGGUUAAUUUACGAUUCCGUGUAUUGGAAUGACUUUCGAGUGAUUAAAUUUUCUACAAAACAGAACUACCUAGGUAAUUUGAAUAGUUUCUUACUUUUUUGUUUUAAACCUAUAUCACACGUCCAUAACUGAAAACGAUGAUUCAAGAGUGGAUAUACUUCCAACUGAAGGGAAUAGGUCGGUAGGUGGAAAGAACAGCGAUGCUUUAUUGUCUUCGCGUU